Messenger RNA from Vespa mandarinia (Asian giant hornet), 615 nucleotides. It is a transcript of the gene robl, whose product is annotated as dynein light chain roadblock. The record is from RefSeq and is a predicted model, not a curated record. Lineage: Eukaryota; Metazoa; Arthropoda; Insecta; Hymenoptera; Vespidae. Gene Ontology annotation, biological process: microtubule-based movement. Gene Ontology annotation, cellular component: cytoplasmic dynein complex.
GUUUAAUGCUCCGCCCGUUGGAUACCUACAAUAUUACGCAUAAUAAGAAAUUUUCGGGGUCAGAUUAGUUGCGGUCAAUUAUAUCGAUUGUUGUACCGAAUUAUAUUCGUUCUCUCUCUCUCUCUCUCUCUAUCUCUAUCUAUUUGAAAGACAUGCUCGUUAAGUAAUUUUAUAAUUAUUGUGUUAUGCCAGAAAGAACGUUCUAAAUUCACAACAUGGCACAAGAAGUCGAGGAAACCAUGAAACGUAUACAAUCUCAUAAGGGCGUUGUUGGAACUAUUGUAGUAAAUGCAGAAGGAAUUCCUAUUAAAUCCACAUUGGAUAAUACAACGACAGUGCAAUACGCCGGCCUGAUCAGUCAGCUGUCAGACAAAGCACGCUCUGUAGUUCGUGAUUUGGAUCCAACAAAUGAUCUAACAUUUUUACGUAUUCGUAGCAAAAAACAUGAAAUAAUGGUUGCCCCAGACAAAGAAUUCAUUCUCAUAGUAGUUCAAAAUCCAGUGGAUUGAUAUUUGCAAAAAGGAAUUAUGCAUUGUAAACCUUCGCAAAAUUUCGAUUUUAUGUUUGUGACUAUUAUUUUAUUUGUUAUUUAAUACAUUCCACUUAAUCAUUUUA